This is a messenger RNA of Yamadazyma jaroonii, 1449 nucleotides long. The record is from the annotation of a GenBank genome assembly. Lineage: Eukaryota; Fungi; Ascomycota; Pichiomycetes; Serinales; Debaryomycetaceae.
AUGACUUCCCUUGAUAAACUCAUCAAUAAGGCCACUGAUGAAACCCUAACUUCCGACAACUGGCAGUACAAUCUCGAUGUUUGCGACUACAUCUCGGCCAACCCCGAAGAGGCCACCAAACAAGCGAUAAAAUUCAUCACCAUCAGACUCAAUCUCAAGGACGCUAAUGUCAUCCUUAGGACAUUAUCCCUUCUCGUAGCAAUUGCUGAGAACUGUGGGUCCAGGAUGAAGCAAGAGAUUGCCACAAAGAGCUUCCUCCAAGAUUGUUUACUCAAACGUCUUGGUGAUAAGAAGUUACACAAAACCGUCAAAUAUGCUAUAGCUGAUGUGGUGAAACAAUUGAACCAAUCGUUCAAGAGUGAUCCCUCAUUGAAGCCAAUGACCGAUGCUUACGAUAUUUUAGCCAGAGACUAUCGCCAGUACCUCCAAGGGGCUGGUGGUAGCGGUCCUGCCAAACCAGACAAAACCCAAAUGUCGCACCACGAUAAGGCUAAGGAGGACGAAGACUUACAGCGAGUUUUGAAGUUAUCGUUACAGGAAUAUGAACGGGAACAGCUGGUUAAGAAAGCUUACCUCGAUAAGCCAUUACCUGAGACCAAACCUACCGCCAAUUCUGGCGAUGAUGGGGAAGAGAAGACCAUUGCUACGGUUUCUAAGGUGAGAGCAUUGUACGACUUAAUUUCCUACGAGCCGGACGAACUCUCGUUCCGCAAAGGCGACAUUAUCACGGUAAUUGAGUCAGUUUACCGCGACUGGUGGCGAGGAUCUCUCGCUAAUGGGAAAGUGGGUAUUUUCCCCUUAAACUACGUCACUCCCAUAAUUAACAAGUCUCCCAAGGAGCUUGCGGAGGAAUUGGACCAGGAGAAUUUGAUUUUGGCCCAGCUGAAGAAGAUAGAUCGAUUAUUGGCAUUGUUAUCGGGGCCUGGUGCCGAUGAGGACGAAGUCAAUGGUUUGUAUAACGAGAUUUUACCUCUUAGACCAUCGUUGGCCAAGUCUAUCGAGAAGUACAGCGUACGGAAGGAAGAGUUGAUGGCAUUGAACAGCCAGUUGAACGGUCAGGUGAAGUAUUACAAUGAAUUGACUGAUAAUGUGAUUAACCUGAAGACGAGGUACCAGGCUACUGGUCAAGCACCAUAUCCACAAUGGGGUGCUGGAGGGUAUCCACCUGCUGCUAUGCCACCACAGAGCUCGGGAAUGCCAACACAGGGCUCGGGAAUGCCACCUCAGCCUUCAGGAAUGCCACCACAAAGUUCGAAUCAGGGCCAAUUGCCCAUGCAACCCACCAGUAAUGGCUUCGGCAACGAACGGUACGAUCAGAACCAGAACCUUUACUCCCAGAACCAACAUACUUACUCUCAGAACCAACACGCUUACCCCCAAGCCCAGCAUUCCCACCCCCAGGCCCAGUACCUGAACGUCAAUAGCUUCCCUUCAGUGAAUAAUUUAUAA